Orbicella faveolata is the source of this 625-nucleotide messenger RNA. Its product is annotated as small ribosomal subunit protein eS27. Gene Ontology annotation, molecular function: structural constituent of ribosome. Lineage: Eukaryota; Metazoa; Cnidaria; Anthozoa; Scleractinia; Merulinidae. Gene Ontology annotation, cellular component: ribosome. The record is from RefSeq and is a predicted model, not a curated record. Gene Ontology annotation, biological process: translation.
UCCGCGCUGCGCACGUUUCUCUCUCUUUUGGUCUUUACAUUCGAAGGCAAAACCAUGCCGUUGUUCAAAGAUCUUUUGCAUCCCUCUGUGGAAGAAGAAAAACGGAAGCACAAACUCAAGCGUCUUGUGCAAAGUCCAAACAGCUACUUCAUGGAUGUCAAAUGUCCAGGUUGCUACAAGAUCACAACUGUGUUCAGCCAUGCUCAGACAGUUGUUCUGUGUGUGUCCUGUUCCAUGGUGCUGUGCCAACCCACAGGAGGGCGGGCGAGACUAACAGAAGGUUGCUCCUUCAGGAGGAAACAAAAUUAAAUCCCUCUUUAAAGAAUGUCACACAAUUUAAGCAAAAAUGACUUUAAAUCAACACUGAUUGCUGUGUUAAUUUUUUUUUAUUUGUGUAAUAAGCAGAUGGAAAUUCUCUUGUUGGAGCUUCGUAUUUUCAGAAGUAAUGUAGGUGUUAAGACCAAAGGAACUGUUUGUUGGUAGACUUUUAAGCAGAGAGAAGAGCAUAGAAAGGUUUUUCGUGUAUUUACUGGUAAAAACAGUGGUGUCGUUACUCAGACAUACAUCCAAGUAUGAUCUUGCCACUGACAUUGCCUCUGUAAAUAAUAAAGUCAGUGUUGAUUUA